This is a messenger RNA of Anopheles marshallii, 1602 nucleotides long. RefSeq lists its product as uncharacterized. NCBI's taxonomy places the organism in Eukaryota, Metazoa, Arthropoda, Insecta, Diptera, Culicidae. Gene Ontology annotation, molecular function: calcium ion binding; A2-type glycerophospholipase activity. Gene Ontology annotation, biological process: arachidonate secretion; lipid catabolic process; phospholipid metabolic process. Bases 1 to 1602 code for a protein of 533 amino acids. The record is from RefSeq and is a predicted model, not a curated record. The transcript is spliced from 5 exons.
AUGACGAAUUGUGUGAAUUUAAUAACUCGCUACGGCUCAUUACGGGCGUGGAUAGUGUACUUAUUGUUCGGGUGUCUAGUGAUUGGCCAUUACACCGUCGGUGGUGUUACAGUUGAUAUAUUCCCCCUAGCGCCGUCCACGGAAUCGAUGAUUACGCAUCGGCAUCACCAACAGCUUAAGGGAUCCUUUGCCAGCACGAAGAUGAAAAGCCACAUCAAGCGCAUACUGAACAUUAACGAGGAAAACAGCACGCUGGACAGCUACUUGCUGUCGCUGUUCAAUAUGGAAAAUUUAAAUCCCACCUACGUGUUUCUCCUGCCGUCGAUCGACGGCAAGAACCAGGUGCGCAAACUGAUCUACCAGCGCAGUGACUUCGAGGAGGCCCAAUUUCCGAACGUGACCACGAUCAACAAGUUCACCGGUCGGCCAAACCGGACGGCGGCCGUCAGCAAACCGGGCACCGAUAUGCUGCUGGAGAAGAAGAUCUUCGAGCAUCUGGAGCGGGACACGAUGGACGACGGGACGCGGAAGGUGAUCGAGGAGAACGUCCGUACCGAGCGGAACUUUAUCAAGUUUAUGGACGAGCUGAACCGCGACCUGGAGGAGGAGGAAAACCGGCGGAUGCUGAAGGAAAGUUUGCGCCAGUCGGUGACACGAACCACGGCCACGACCGCCCUGUUUACGCCGUACACGUACCGAAACACGCAAACCAUCGGCUGGGAUGAUCUCGGCCUGGAGGGAUGGGCUGGCGGGUUGCGCGAAAUUCACGGCCAUCGGUUCGAUCAUCCCGUGUUGGAGAAGCCCAAAACGACGAAGCCACCGCAAACGAUGCUGCAGGCAAGCUUUGGCGCAGCACCGCAGGUUCCGGUGCGUCCUACUGCAUCGCUUGGAACACAGCCGCCGGGGAUCGUUAAUCAGACGGCGGUGGCAAGUGCGGCGGCCCGGUACAAACAGACCGGCGUCCUGCUGAGCGAGGACGUCGGCGUUAAGCUGCAGGAAAUCUACAAACGCACCAAUGGGAGUAACGCACGCGUCAAGUGGCCCAUCACAAACAGCCGGGAUGCGCAUCGGGAUGAGGAUGUGUUUAUAGCGCGCGCAAACAAUCCUUUCGGCCAUUCGACCAAGUGGCGCUGGAGUAAUGAAACAGAUCAGGAGGAUCCGCUGAAGGUAGAAGUCCAAUCAUCUCGCGAUGGACGUGCGAAGCGUGGCGUGUACAAUCUCUACUCGAUGAUCAAAUGUGCUACCGGUUGUGAUCCCAUCAUCUACAAGGGGUACGGGUGCUACUGUGGGUUUUUAGGUUCCGGUCAGGCACUCGAUGGUAUUGACCGUUGCUGCAAGAUGCAUGACUACUGCUACAGUACCGCCAGCUGUCCAAUGUUUUUGGAGUAUUUCGUCCCAUACCUCUGGAAGUGUUACAGGGGUCGUCCACUUUGUGCAAUCGAUCACGGUGAGUGGGGUGGUCCGGGUUCAUGCGCAUCCCGACUGUGCCAUUGCGAUCUGUCGCUCUCCAAGUGUCUGCGGCGGUACUACUGUCCGCGGAAGCGAAACGUCUGCACCACUUCGCCGUUGCGUUUACUGCAGAAUCUAGUGAUGGUUUUCUAG